Carassius gibelio (silver crucian carp) is the source of this 5576-nucleotide messenger RNA. RefSeq names its product Wilms tumor protein 1-interacting protein homolog. Gene Ontology annotation, molecular function: transcription corepressor activity. Gene Ontology annotation, cellular component: transcription regulator complex; adherens junction; P-body. The transcript has 8 exons. Gene Ontology annotation, biological process: response to hypoxia; positive regulation of miRNA-mediated gene silencing; regulation of DNA-templated transcription. The coding region runs from base 440 to 2311 and encodes 623 amino acids. The record is from RefSeq and is a predicted model, not a curated record. Lineage: Eukaryota; Metazoa; Chordata; Actinopteri; Cypriniformes; Cyprinidae.
GAGUCCCGGAUGAAUCGUUGGAUACACGCAUUACUGUCCGUCUACGCGUUCAGCAUCUCUCAUGUUGAUGCUAAAUCAUAUGCGGAGAAUUUUGAGAGAGCUGAAAUAGCUGGAAAGGAGUUCGCAUGAACAUUUACGGAAAAUCAAAACGAGAAAAAUUCCUCCGCGAAGCGCGCCAUUGACUGUAAAGACCUUUCAACUUUAAAAAAAAAAAAAAAAAAACUGAAAUUGACAAACGUUCUCUUGAGUGGAAACUUUGUCACGACGACCGUAUCGCCACAAAACGACAUGCGGGGAGCGUGCAUCGUGACGGAAUGACGGCGAAGGACUAAGUAAUCGCGAACAGGCAACGAUGGCUCGCCCGAGGCGGCGUUUUUCCGCGUAAAAUGCUGUUUGUGUUGUAGUUGACUAACGUUAGUGCUCCGCGCGCUCCCCCGACAUGGAUGGAUAUGACGAGGAUCCGGCGAGCAAACUGAUGGAAAACCUCUCCAUAUUUGACGUUUAUCAAGACGGGAUGUACGGGGAACCGAACCCCGAUACAGCGAAAACUAAACGAAUGAAUGGCAGCUCCUCCGGGAACAAAGUCUACUGCGCGGCACCCGUGCGUUCCGUCAACGGGAACCGAGCCUCAGUGCCUCUGGAUUUCUGUUCUCCGCAAAGGGACGCGGUUUAUCCCGAUCCCGACGCGUACUGCACCAAAUCUGAAGUCGCCUUGCCGUGUUACAGCGGCGCGUCGGAGCGUCUCCGGAGAUACACGCACGCGGAGGUGCAGGCGCACCGGUACAGCGCUGGAUGCGCCUACGACGCGCUCGUUCUCGGGAAGCAGGUGAGGAGCAACAGCUUAUGCAUGGCCUCGAGCCCACGCUCCAGUCUGGCUUCGUCUCACUCGUCGCAAGACCAGAGCAAACACACCAGCCCGAGGUCGAGCAUCAGCAGCCCGCGGUCCAGCCUGGUGUCACCGGGACAGGAGAAGUACUGUGAGGGGAACGGCGUGAUCAGCCCUCGGUCGAGUUACGCCAGCACGGCCAGCGACACCAGCAAACACUCCAGCCCCCGAACCAGCCUCAACAGCUACGACUGCGGGAGCAAACCGAGCAGCAACCGAACCAGCGGCAUCAGCAUGGGCUACGACCAGCGGCACAUCAGCCCCAGAUCGAGCACCACGAGCCCGCGCUCCAGCUACUCACCCGCGGGGAACCACGAGCCGGAGAGCGGCGGGGUGCACGGCGUCCCCGUGACCAGCCCCCGGUCCAGCAUCUGCUGUCAGGAAGCACGACCCGCGAACUGCGUGGUCAGUCCCCGCUCGAGCAUCUCCAGCCACAGCUCCAGGAGUUCGCGGAGCUCUAUGAGCGCGUAUCCCGAGCUCCAGCACUCCAUGCUGGGACCCGGUCUGCCGGAGGACGCGCUGCUGCUGCAGGACUUCACGGAGCCAAACGGCCUCCACAACAACCGCGUCCACCUCCAAGCGUUUCCCGAGCCUCAGCAGCAGAAUUCAGACGUCAACAUCGCGUUCAGCUACGGGAAGAUGUGCACCGGGGGACAGCACUUAAAGCUGCCUUACCAGGUCACUCCAUCCCGGGACAGCGGCCCCAGUCCGGCGGAGCGGCGCCUGGAGGCCCUCACCCUGGAGCUGGAGAAGGAGCUCGAGAUGCACAUGAAAAAGGAAUAUUUUGGUAUCUGUGUGAAGUGUGGUAAAGGUGUGUAUGGAGCGAGUCAAGCGUGUCAGGCGAUGGGGAACCUGUAUCAUACAAACUGCUUCACCUGCUGCUCCUGCGGACGGAGGCUACGAGGAAAGGCUUUCUAUAAUGUCAAUGGAAAGGUUUACUGUGAGGAAGACUUCCUGUACUCCGGGUUCCAGCAGACAGCAGAAAAAUGCUUCGUGUGCGGUCACCUCAUCAUGGAGAUGAUCCUGCAGGCGCUGGGUAAGUCGUAUCAUCCGGGCUGUUUCCGCUGUGUGGUUUGUAAAGAGGGUCUGGACGGCGUUCCUUUCACCGUGGAUGUGGAGAACAACAUCUACUGUGUGAAAGACUACCACACGGUUUUUGCUCCUAAAUGUGCCUCGUGUAACCAGCCCAUCCUCCCAGUGCAGGGUUCAGAGGAGACCAUACGGGUGGUGUCCAUGGAUAAAGAUUACCAUGUGGAAUGCUAUCACUGUGAGGAUUGCGGUCUGCAGUUGAAUGAUGAAGAGGGGCAUCGCUGUUACCCGCUGGAUGGGCACCUGCUGUGCCACCGAUGCCACCUGCACCGCUUAAAAACCCCUGUACCAACUCACCCGCCCCCGAGUUACCCGCUCCACGUCACUGAACUGUGAACACAGGGCGAUCGGAGGGCGACCCGUGCCUGUUAUUCCUCCGGAGCGCCCUCUACAGCACUGAACACACAGACUGAGACACGACGUCCUGUGCCUUCAUCACUAAUCGACACGCACCCUUUCUGUGUCCUGCCGUCUGCCCGGCGUCUUUAAAGGGACAGUUCACCUGAAAUUAAAACUACAGUCAUCAUUUACUCACGGUCCACGGUUCCAAAAUGUUAUUUCAAGGCAAUACACGACAGGAAAAAACAUUGUAUUUCGGCCUGUUUUGCUUCCAUAACAAGUCAAAUUUCAUUUUUCUGUUCACCAGUGGAAAGAAAAUAUCUAAAAUACACAUUUAAGUGUUUAUUUUAUUUCACUUUAUCUAGUUUUGGAUAACAAUACAUAACAAUACAUUUUUUUUCUUAUUAAUACACAUUAAUGUAUUCUGAUUUUACUGAGGGUUUUUUUUCAUAUAUGAUUCACCUGAUAUAUAUUUUAUAUAUAUUUUAAUCCAAAAACAUAAUUCUAACAGGAUUUUCAAAAAAUUUUUAUUAAAGAGAAAUCCCAAACCUUACUCUUUAAAUGUUUUGGAAAUGUAUGUAAAUUAGUGUGAAUCUAAUAUUUAAUUUUUAAAUACAAUUUUAUAUUUGUACUCGGAAAAACAUUCACAUUUUCACAUUUUUUCAAACAUUUUUGAUACUUUUUUACCUAAAAAAAAAAGCUAAAUUAGAUAAAUCUUGUUUUCUGAAAAAUUAUCCACAUUUCUUAAAGUGCACAAAAAUUUAUCUUAAUUUAAAGAAAAAAAGAAUAUAUAUAUAUAUAUAUAUAUAUAUAUAUAUAUAUAUAUAUAUAUAUUAUUUUUUUUCACUGGUGGAUAUUUUAUUAUAAUUUUGAUACAUUUUACAGAAAGUCAGUAUUAAUAUCUUGUUUAUCUCAGUUACAUGUAUCUUGAUUUAAGGAUGUUUAGAUAUUUGUAAAUUUUUAAAGAAAUUAGUUUUAUGCAGUGUAUUUAACAAUGCAUCUUUUGCAACAACAUUUCAGAAAACUUGUAAUGCAAAACAAGUAUGAUGAUAUAUAUCUAUUAGUUCAGUUUUUUGUUAUUUACUCUUGUGGCUUGCCUUAAACUGCUCAUGAAUUGUUCAGUUUUGGAACAACGUGAGGGUGAGUGAAUAAUGGUGAACUGUGCCUUUAAGAAUCAGUUUAAUGGCAGCAAUGGGCUUUUACUUCCCCAGGUGCACAUAGAUGGACUAACAGAUGUAUAUUUCGCUGAGGUCUGACAUGAAUCCAGCAGAACGAGGCUGGAUCUGUGAACGCUGAAGUCUUCAGACACUGGUUUGUCUCUUGAUGAGGUGCCUUCCUGCCUUAACGUGGAGGAGACGCGCUGUAAUGUGUCUCAGGAGACACUUAAGGGACUCUAGAGGUGUGCAGGGGUCAAAGGUCAAGCCUGGAUGUGCUGGACUCAACCAGGACGGAGACCUGCUGCGUUCGUCCUGUGUUUGUGUGUGACACGCCGUCUUUAGCAGCUGCGAUGCAAUGAAGCGUAAGGCGACAGAAGAUUUUGCACACGUCAGAAUUAUAGUAAAGUCAUGAAAGCUAUGAAGUAACACCAGUUGAAGUCUGGGAAUGAUGUCAAAGUUACUGAUAUGUAAUUACUGAAAAAUUAUUUGUUGCUGGAAGCAUCUCGUCGCAGCUUUUUAGGACAUAAGUGAGUGUGUAUGUGGAAAAGAGUCUGUGUGUGUGUGUGUGUGUGUGUGUGUGUGUUCAUGUACACUGGUGGCUGGGCCACUGUGUGUGUGUGUGUGUGUGUGUGUGUUUGUCAAAUACAGCAAUCCUGAUGGGAAUUUAGUCAUUAAAGGUAUAGUUCACCCAGGAAUGAAAAUUUGCUGAAAUUCUAAUCAAAAAGGUCAUCCAAGAAUAGGAGGAGUUUGUUUCUUCAUCAGGUUUGUAGAAAUGUAGCACUGCAUCAGUGUCUCAUCAAUGGAUGCUCUGCAGUGAAUGGGUGCCGUCAGAAUGAGAGUCCAAACAGCUGAUAAAAACAUCACAAUAAUCCACAAGCAAUCCAGGUUUUUAUCAUCAAACCAUUUCUUCCAUCUAAAAUACAAGUCCAUAAUCCAUAAUAAAUCUAUAAUAACGCUUUCUUCAGUGAAAAAGUGCAUCUAUUGUUGUCUCUCACAUCAAAAUCCAGCCACAUACUUGUUUAGGCUUGUAAACAGUGCUCAAUUUGUGCAGAUUUCUCUCCUGAUUCAGACCAGAUGACUUUUUCACUGUACAAUACAAUAUUAUGGAUAUUAUGGCGGACUCCUAUUGUAGCCGGAAAGUUUGAAGGUUUUUUUGUCUCCAGAUGUUCACUGAUGGACUGGAGUGCUGUGGAUUAUUGUGAUGUUUUUAUCAGACUCUCAUUCUGACGGCACCCAUUCACUGCAGAGCAUCCAUUGAUGAGACACUGAUGCAAUGCUACGUUUCUCCAAACCUGAUGAAGACACAAACUCAUCCUGAUCCUGCAUGGCCUGAGAGUGAGGACAUUUUUACCAAGACAUCAUUUUCGGCUGAACUACUCCUUAAGUGUGUUAAAUGCUUCUCGGGUCUCUGUACACACUUCUGUUCCACACAGACGUCUGCUGUAACACUACUGACAGAACCCGGCUCUGUGCGUUUCCUGAGCUGACAAGACCAGUGAACUCUUAUUUUGUAAAACUGGUGUGAAGAUGUGUUUGCUGACUGAUACCUGCACCUUGUUUUUGGAGAGCGGGGUUUUCUGAAGGAAUAUUCUGGAUUGAUGUGGCAUGCUAUCGACUGCCAGAGAAAAUCUUUUCUACUCUCUUCUCACAGCCGAGGUAUUUUCUGUGGUAAUCGACAGCGUGAAUAUUUCCCUGAACUGUUCAGUAAGUGCUUUCAGAUCAUUCCCUCAAGCGUGUUGCAUAAUAUCUUUCUCCACGUCGUCUUAAUCCACUUUAAAACGUACUACUAUUUCGUAGCACAGCGCUAGAGUCCCUGUAAAUAAAGAGUGUAGAAUCUAUUUCCUGCUUUUAUCAGAAAUCAAUCAACGGUAGCUUUUCCAUCAGUUCUUUAAAAAGAGCACAUCUUGCGUUCUGUUGCAUCACUUUUUUUUAUCGUACAAUGUUUUGAUUUCCUAGCUAUUUCAUAAAUAAGGAAAGAGCAAAGUAGAUUUAUUUAUCUAAACGUGAAAAGUUUAAAGUUAUUUAAUGUAUGAAGAGUCGGUUCGUAUCAUUUAACCGUAGAUUUGUGUAAUCUGCUUUUUCAAUAAAGUGGUUUUUGUAGUUAA